Molecule: messenger RNA, 457 nt
Organism: Morus notabilis
Lineage: Eukaryota; Viridiplantae; Streptophyta; Magnoliopsida; Rosales; Moraceae
Product: UDP-N-acetylglucosamine--N-acetylmuramyl-(pentapeptide) pyrophosphoryl-undecaprenol N-acetylglucosamine transferase-like
Exons: 3
Coding region: 3-371 (122 amino acids)
Molecular function (GO): hexosyltransferase activity
Source: RefSeq, a predicted model, not a curated record
UCAUGCAUUCUAUCGAUUUAGCAUACCUUGCUGGCGAUCUCGUAAUUUCCAGAGCUGGUGCAAUGACUUGCUCUGAGAUAUUGGCCCAUGGGAAGCCUUCCAUUCUGAUUCCAUCACCAAAUGUUGCUGAAGGACAUCAAUUCAAAAAUGCUUCUUUAAUGGCAGAUCUAGCUGAUGCAAGAAUUAUAACUGAAGACGAACUCGAUUCAACCACCCUGAAAACUGCGAUUGAAGAGUUAUUAGGGGAUGAGAAAAAAAUGGCUGAUAUGUCUGAGAGGGCUCUGAAAGCUGCAAAGCCUAAUGCAUCGGCAGAGAUUGUGCAGCACAUUCUUUCGCUGGUCGAUUUAUCAACGGCCAAGAAGCAGCGAUAGAUUUUGACAGAGAUUGUUUAUUUUAUCGGUGAGGAAAGCUAUUGUGGUUCAGUAGAUUUUGUUUCUCUCUUUGACAGAAGUACAGA